Triticum turgidum subsp. durum (durum wheat) is the source of this 2418-nucleotide messenger RNA. The record is from the annotation of a GenBank genome assembly. Lineage: Eukaryota; Viridiplantae; Streptophyta; Magnoliopsida; Poales; Poaceae.
AUGCAGCAGCAGCAGCAAGGUCUCGACAUACAAAAUCUGCAGCGGGAGGUGAAGACGCGAUGGCUCAAGCCCAGAGAGGUUCUCGACAUAUUGCGGAACUGCGAGCUGUUCGGGAUCCAAAACAGGACCCCUCAGAGGCCACCGAGUGGUUCUUGGUUCCUUUUCAACCGUAGGGUACAUCGGUUCUUCCGGAAUGAUGGGUAUCAAUGGCAAAAAAAGAGGAAUGGGAAGAGUGGUAACGAAGCACACGAGUACCUUAAGGUUGACAAUGUAAAGGCACUGAAUUGCUACUAUGCUCGUGCAGAAAAUAACCCUACAUUCAUGAGGCGGAUAUAUUGGAUGCUUGAACCGGCUUAUGAGCACAUUGUUCUUGUCCACUAUAGAGAUGUGCUAGAGGGCAGCAUUUCAGUAUCAGCACUAAACGGUUCACCAACAUCCUAUCAGAAUGGCAGUGCUAGCAGAGCGGAUGCACAUAGUUCACCGGGGUUGACAAGUGAGAUAAUUGCGCCACGUCUCCUCUGCGCAGCCCAGGAUCCGCGGAAGAAGUUGAGUCUGGAAAACAAGGAACGUCAUGAUGUUACUGGCGAGAUUCUGCCAAAUCAUGAUCCUAAUCCUAUUCCUGGGAUCCAGAAUGAAGAAUUCGACACAGGUACAAACCUUGCAGAUAUCUUUUAUGAACUGGAGGAGUUUAGUGAAGACAACCGUACUGAAGGAAGCCAACCUUAUCGCGAUCCUAUUGAUGUCAUAAGAAAUUCAGCAUGGUUGGAAGAGGACCAGCUUAAUUCUUUUCUGCAUUCACCUCCUGUGACAGUUGAUGAAAACCAAUGGUUCCAUAUUUAUGAGGUUUCUCCAGAAUGGGCAUUUUGUUCUGAAAGUGCUAAGGUUGUCAUUGCAGGAGACUUCCCCUCCAAUAUUUUAUGGGUACUAUUUGGUGAUGUUAAGGUACCUGCGGAAAUUGUCCAGCAAGGUGUCAUCCGUUGUUAUACUCCAUCAUACCUUGGUGCUGGAAAGGUGAGAAUGUGCAUGCUCGAUGAGAAUGGGAAACCUUGCACUGAAGCUCGAGAAUUUGGAUUUGUUGAAAAGCCUACCAACACAAUGAUUAUUGGGAACGGGAAACCCUGCAGUGAAGCACGAGAAUUUGAAUUCCAACAGAGGCCUACCAAAAGUGACAAUGAGCUGUUGUUGCUUCUUAACUAUGUGCAGAUGCUUUUUGAUAGUCAUGGCUGUGAACUCUUCUCAAAGUUCAGGUCGCCACUCCCAAAUGUCCAGUCUGGAUUCCCAGUUAACCCCUCAGAGAUUAUAGGGAGAACAUGUGAGCAGUUGGACCAUGAGAAUGCAGUAAAUUGCAUCAUGGAAGUGAUGCUUAACAGUAAGUUCGAGGACUGGCUAUCAUCCAAAUUUGAACAGAACAGUGAAGGGGUGUAUUUGCUUCCUAAGCAAUACCAUGGUGUUAUACAUACAAUUGCUGCACUGGGAUACGACUGGGCUCUGAAACCGCUGCUUAAUAAUGGCGUGCCUAUAAACUACCGUGAUGCAAAUGGAUGGACCGCUCUGCAUUGGGCUGCACGAUUCGGAAGGCAACAAAUGGUAGCGGUUCUUGUUGCUGCAGGCGCUGCUGUAGGUGCACUUUCAGAUCCAACAGCGGAAGACCCUGCUGCCAAGACACCUGCUUCGAUAGCGUCUGCAUAUGGUUUCAUAGGCAUCUCUGCAUUCCUUUCAGAAGCAGAACUAACCAGUACCUUUCAUUCUCUGGAAUCACAAGAAAAUGGGAAACCCGUAGAUCAUAAUGGUGGAGUGAGUACAUCUAGUGCCGUGGAUAGAGUAUCAGAUAAAUGCGCACAUAUGGAUGGUGGAACUGAUGACCAGCUUGCACUGAAGGAUUCUUUAGGAGCUAUCCGAAAUGCUGUUCAAGCUGCCGGGUGCAUACAAGCUACCUUCCGUGUGUUUUCCUUAAAAAAGAAGAAACAAAAGGCUCUUCAGAAUGGAGAUAGCUCUGCUUCGCCAUCUAUGCUCGAAAGAGCUGCAUUAUCUAUCCAGAAGAACUUCAGGUGCUGGAAGAAACGUAAGGAAUAUCAGAAAGUUCGGAAAAAUGUCAUCAAGAUUCAGGCACGGUUCAGAGCUCACCGAGAAAGAAACAAGUACAAGGAGUUACUUCAAAGUGUUGGCAUCCUUGAGAAGAUCAUGCUGAGGUGGUUCCGAAAAGGCGUUGGUCUGCGAGGAAUCAAUAGCAGGGCGAUGCCAAUCGACCAAGACGAGGAAGAAGACAUUGUCAAGGUUUUCCGCAAGGAAAGAGUGGAGACAGCUGUCAGUGAGGCUGUUUCGAGGGUAUCGGCUAUCGUCGGUUGCCCUGUCGCAAGGCUGGACUACCGCAGGAUGCUCGAAAUGCACCAACAAGCAAAGAUUGGCCAUGGAAAGUAG